UAUAUAUAUAUAUAUACAUCUACCAUCCUCCAUAUCUUUUUUUUUUCUAUAUGUGGUAUUUGUAUACACGUUAUCUUUACUUUUUCUCUUCAUCACAGUUCAAUCUUUACUCAAAGAAUAUAGAAGAUGAGGAAGAAUUGCAACUUGGAGCUUCGCCUUUUCCCUCCUUCCCUCUCCGAUCUUCGCCCCAUGAUGGAAGCAGAAGUUAGUGAGAGACCCCAACAACAGGUCGCCCACCAUCAACAGCAACAGCAACCACAACCACAACAUCCGCUGACCAUUUUCUAUGAUGGCAAGAUUUCAGUUUCAGAUGUCACAGAGCUUCAGGCCAGAUCCAUAUUAAUGCUAGCAAAUAAAGAGAUGGAGAAAAGAGUGAUGACACCAACGGGGUCAGAACCAUCUUCACCAAUAUUACUGCAAUCACCUCAUAACAUGUAUAGCCCCGGCACUGGACUUUCCAUGAAAAGAUCACUGCAGAGGUUUCUCCAGAAGAGAAAGAAUCGUGUCCAAGAAACAUCCCCAUACCAUCACGAGCUAAUUAAUGUUAAAUUAUCAAAAUCAUCAAGGGAAAACAAAUGAAAAUUUGGGUUGGUUGUUGGCUACCUUGUUGCAAGACUAUACUAUCUAUGAUGAAUGAAAUCCCUUUUUCCCCAACACAGUUGGGCUUGUAAAUUAAUUAAGUGCGGUUAUGAAACUCAUACAAUUUCUUCGUUAAUAAUGUAUGGUUUCUUAGUGUGUGUAUGUGUAUA
Molecule: messenger RNA, 749 nt
Organism: Glycine soja
Lineage: Eukaryota; Viridiplantae; Streptophyta; Magnoliopsida; Fabales; Fabaceae
Product: protein TIFY 5A-like
Exons: 3
Coding region: 127-579 (150 amino acids)
Biological process (GO): regulation of defense response; response to wounding; regulation of jasmonic acid mediated signaling pathway
Cellular component (GO): nucleus
Source: RefSeq, a predicted model, not a curated record